Messenger RNA from Closterium sp. NIES-65, 978 nucleotides. The record is from the annotation of a GenBank genome assembly. Lineage: Eukaryota; Viridiplantae; Streptophyta; Zygnematophyceae; Desmidiales; Closteriaceae.
AUGCAACUCUAUUUCCGUCAGAUUGGAUUGCUGAAACUAAUGAUUGGGGAGGAGCCUAGACCGAGUGACCCCGUGCUGCAGGAAGAUUGGGACGAGCGCUCCUCGGCUGGCUACUAUUUGAAGUCGCAGAGUUUGGAGCUGAACCAGCGUCACCACGUUAUGCACCUGCUACUGAAGGUUGAGUGCGGCCCGAAGGCAUGGAUCGUGUUGAAGGAGCUGCACGCCCCGACCUCCGUUGUUGCAACAUUGAUGCUGAAGAGGGAGCUGCGCCUGAGCGAGGGAGAGCCGAAUCGUCACCAGGAUGGCGGCGCGCGGAGGAACCAGAAAAACGGCGCGAGCAUGGUUGCCGAUUCGUCCAACAACAACCCGAAGAGCAACAGCGGUGCGGAAAAGAAAGAGCGCACCGCGGGCCAGUUCUUCCAUAUUGGAGAGCAGGGGGAGCUAGGAGACGUUUCUCCCAAGGUUGGAGCAGAGAUGCACCUCCUGGAUUAUUGGGUGUUGGACACGGGCGCUGCUUGGACGAUGACGCCGCGAAAAGACCUGCUGGACCACGUACGAGCUACUCUGAUCAACGAGGUGUGCUCCGCCUCUAGACAUGCGCUCUCGGUGGCUGGUGCGGGACGAGCUGCGUUUAAGGGAGCGGAUGGCAAGCCGGUGGUUCUGCACGACGUUCUCCUUGUUCCCGAACUCAAGGCCAACCUCAUCUCCCUCUGUAAGCUUGGCAAGUCUGGGGUGAGCACGGAUGGGGCACGCACUUACAAGGGGCAGCUGGGCAAUCGGGUGCUUUGGGAUCGGCACGAGAGUACUGACGUGUACAGAUCCAUGUGGCAGCUACCGGCGCUGGCGUGGCAAGGUGGGGGGCAGGCAGGAGAGGGAUCUGCAUCCCAGGGGGAGUGCAACGCCGUUGGAGGGGUUGGUGUGAAAGUGUCGGCCAGAUCUGGGGAGACGGAUUGGGGCAUGUGGAAAUGCCCUUGUUGA